CACAUCUCUCAUUUUGUUUCCCACACUUCGUCGUAAUAUCCAGAGCCACGCCGCCGUCUGCGUUUGCCGGACCCCCGCCGUGUCCAUCGUCGAAGGCCCGCCGUCUCCGAUCGCCGGGAAGGGAGUUUGUUAAUUGAAGCAGGAUAGGGGACUAUUGAUCUUAAAGUAGAUUUUAAUUUCGCUGCAGGACCAGUGCAGCUAGUGAUUAUGAUGGCAGGUGGAGAACAAGCGCCACUGUCGUUGGAGCUUACAUUGGGUGGACCAUGGGUUGGAGAGCCAUGGGUGUCUGCUGAUACAAGCGAAGAAUACCUAAAGAUGAGAAAGAUUUGUAUGAAUCUUAUGGGCUUUAAGGUUUACAGUCUGAAGGAUGAGGCGGACGAGACUGAAGCCAAGGUUUGCACACGAUUGGCACUGUGCAGUUCAUUUGAUCCGUGGAUCAUGAAGAAGCCGUUGGGGCACCAUGAUAUCAUACACAGGCUGUGCUUGCGGAAGCUAUGGAUGGACCGGGACGUGCUCCCUAACCUGAAUGAGCAAGCCAAGCAUGAAAUGGAUCAUGAUGACAGGACCAUAGUCCAAAUUUAUGAUGCGGACACACAAUCCAACCAUGAGGUGGAGUUGAGGAGUGAGGCGGCGGGUAUUUUUUUCAGAGCAUCGUGGAUUCAGAAUUUUGUAGAUAGAAGACAGUUGAAACAAGGGGACGCAAUCGGCAUAUAUUGGGAAACUGGGAAACACCGCUCUGUGUUCAGCGUAUUGAAGAGAGCACCAAGAACUAGGGAAGAAUUGCUUCGGGGUUAGAUGGUUGUCUGUGGAAAUGGAUGACAACUACAAUGACAGGCCAUGUACAAAUGAUCCAGAGCAGUAUUUUCGCAUUUUGUAUGCACUCUACGGUUUGCUACGUUAGUGCAUUUUGGAUGUGUCGAAUUGGUUUGGAUUAUAUACUCUUUUUCCCCAAGUUAAGAGUUGAGAUGGAUCCUCUUCUAAAAAGAGUUGAGAUGGAUAUAUGAUAUAAUUGAUAUUGUAAAUUUGUAAUGCGCAUUGCUUUGGAUUUGGUUUAAGAAUAUGAUUGUUGAAAGCACACGUGUACAUCUUUCGUCUUUGUUAUUAGGUUGUGAAACCUCCAUGUGUUAAAUCUGCAAG
Fragaria vesca subsp. vesca is the source of this 1137-nucleotide messenger RNA. RefSeq names its product B3 domain-containing protein At2g33720-like. Bases 208 to 795 code for a protein of 195 amino acids. The record is from RefSeq and is a predicted model, not a curated record. NCBI's taxonomy places the organism in Eukaryota, Viridiplantae, Streptophyta, Magnoliopsida, Rosales, Rosaceae. The transcript has 3 exons.